AUGUCAAGCACACCGACAACACCAACACCAUCUAAUCGUGCCAGCCAGACGAUCUUCACUCCAGUGCAACUCGAAGCGCGAGCAAUUCUCACACACCUCCUCACGCGCCUCUCCCAACUCCCUGUCUCUUCCUCCGACGAUGGCAAACCUCACCCUUACCACAAAUUCGUUCCUUGGAUCUCUCACCACAGCAUCCCCACCCUCGUUCAAUCAAUCUACUCCCUUAUACGUCCUCAAAUCUGGCAUCUUCUUUCCUCCCGCCUCUCUCUAGACGCCCUGAAGCAUCUCGGUGGGGACCUGCGACACGAAGGCCGGGCCAUCUACCUCAACGGCAUCUUAGGUGUCGACAAAAGAUUGAGGAUUUAUGUCGGCCAGAGUAGCAAUCUGCGCGUGAGAGUGGCUCAGCACCUGAACUUCAGGUAUAGGAGAGAUCAUCCGAGUCUACAUUACUAUGCGCUGGAGUGGAGUAUCUACAAUGUUUUCGGUGUACUAGCUGUGCUUCCUUCGGGUGGAUAUGGCAAUGCAGUGCCGGGGAUGGAUCACCCGGAACUCGUGAUGAAUGUGCUGGAGAUGUGGAUGUGUCUUGUGUUCCGGACGUUACCCGAAGAUACCCUGAAAGAGUGGCUACCAGACGAUGUGCUCGUCGAUAAGAAGAAGUUGACGGCGAAAGAGGGGAUCGUAGGUGGCCUCAAUGUAGCAAGUCCACUUGACCAGGGUGUGGAGAUGAAAGAGAGGGAAUUUGUGGAUUUGAGUGAAGAGGACGACCUCAUUAUUCGGGAUUAUUUGAAGGACGUACAAAGAAAGAAGGGCGACGGCUUGGUUGGGGAACAGAUGAAGGAAAGGAAGACGAAAGAUGUUGAAGUGGAUGAAGAAGAACGUGCGCUGAGGAAGAAGAUGUACGCCGAGAAAGCACGAAGGUACCAGCGGAGAGAUACGGAUAUCGUUGUUCCGCAGUGGGUGUUCCUGGGUGCUAUGGCGGUGGGUGUGGGAAUUAUGCUACUGAGGAGUAGUGGGGGACCGCAGGCUAGAGGAAGCUGGAGAUGA
Messenger RNA from Alternaria ethzedia, 1044 nucleotides. RefSeq lists its product as uncharacterized. Bases 1 to 1044 code for a protein of 347 amino acids. The record is from RefSeq and is a predicted model, not a curated record. The transcript has a single exon. Lineage: Eukaryota; Fungi; Ascomycota; Dothideomycetes; Pleosporales; Pleosporaceae.